UUUUAGAGAGCGGGGAGUAUUUUAGUAAGAGAGAAGUAUUUUAGAGAGAGAGAGAUAGAGAGAGCGUGUAGAGGGACGAUUCUCUGCACCUAUUCUUAGGACAGCAUAGUAGAGAGAGAGAAGCACGCAGAGGGGAUUUUUUCUAUUCUGAGUAAUCUCUCUACACAGAGAAGAUAUAGAGAGAGAUUGCAAAUGGGUUCUGCAGCUCUCGUGGACAUGGGUGAAAAAAUUGGCCUUGCAGAUCGAAUCAAGAGAACACGCAGUUCUUCUUCGACCCCGGUUCCAGCAGGCGCCAAAACCAAGUCCGCAAUGGAUACCGCUGUCAAGAGGCAAAAACCCACCAAAGCCACCACCACCACCAACAACUACAACAAGAAGCGAACUGCAGAUGCACCCCCCGAAAGAAACAGCACUUCUGAUAUAGAGAACCCCUCAAGGAGGAGGCUCCCAAAGCGUGCUGCCUCUUGCUCCAACUUCAAGGAGAGAGAGAAACCUCUCCGCCUCAAUCAAGAUGACUACAUCCUCCCCAAGGUGCAGCAGACCAUCGCUGAUGACGAGCAGACCGCCAUCCAGUUAACCAGAAAAGGGGAUGAAGAAGAAGAGCAAACCCCUCAAAGGAGGCUCAUGGAUUUCAUAAUCCAUGAUAGCGAUGGCACCCCUCAGCCUUUUGAGAUGUCCGAAGUCCAAGACCUCUACAUCUCUGCCCUAAUUCUCCCGGCAGGCCCCACUUCUUCCACCGAUAAGAACUGUGGGGCCUGCUGUGAGGGGUUUGGUAGGAUCGAGUCAUGGUCGAUCUCGGGCUAUGACGAGGGUAAACCUCUUAUUUGGGUUUCCACUGAUCUCGCUGAAUACUCUCUUCUCAAACCCUCUUCUCAAUACAAGAAGCAUUUUGACAUUUUCUCUGAUAAGGCCCUGCUUUCUGUUGAGGUAUUCAAGAAGCUCUCAAAGUUUCAUGGCGGCUACCCACUUAUUGGUCUUGAUGAGCUUCUUGCUAGUUUGGCUCGAGCACUUGGUUCGCGGAAGGGAGGCUUGACAAGAGAUUUCAUUAUAUCUCAAGGGGAGUUUGUUGCCAAUCAAUUGUAUGGUCUCGACAGUACCUCUUCAAACAAUGAUCAGGUAUUUGCUGGGCUGCCUGUCCUAACUUCUUGGAGAAAUGAGUGUCAAAUGCGCGAGCCAAGCUGUAGGCUGACCAAGGUUAAGGAUGGGAGCCUGAAAAUUGGCAAUGGCUUGGCUUCCUCUGCCUCUUCGUCCCCUGAUGUGAUGGAAGAUGAGAGUGAGAAGAUGGCUCGACUCUUGCAAGAAGAGGAAGUGUGGAGAGAGAUGAAACAGAAGAAGGGCCAUGUAUUCACUUCAUCAAAAUCAAAGAAAUAUUAUGUGAAGAUCAAUGAGGAUGAGAUUGUCAAUGACUACCCAUUACCGGCCUUUUACAAGGCUUCUGAGGAGGAGAUGGAUGAGUAUGUGUUUUUCGAUGAAGAUCUUCAUACAUUGGCCCCAGAUGAUCUCCCUCGACGAAUGCUCCACAAUUGGGCCCUCUACAACUCUGACUCGAGGCUCGUUUCAUUAGAGCUGCUACCCAUGCUUCCAGGAACUGAAACCGAUGUCACGAUUUUUGGGUCUGGAUCGAUGACUGAAGAUGAUGGCAGUGGGUUUUGCAUUGAUGUAAAGGGACCCAGUGGCUCAUCCUCAAAUGGGGCUUUGGAUGAAGUUUCAAACAAAGGAAUACCUGUGUAUUUGAGUGCUGUAAAGGAGUGGAUGAUUGAAUUUGGAGCAUCAAUGCUCUUCAUAUCAAUUCGAACUGAUGGUGCUUGGUAUAGGCUUGGGAAGCCCUCAAAGCAAUAUGCUCCUUGGUAUGAACCGGUGCUCAGGACUGCAACGCUAGCCAUAGGCAUCAUAACCAUGUUAAAGGAGCAGAGCAGAGUGUCAAGGCUUUCAUUCAAUGAUGUCAUCAGGAAGCUCUCUGAGCUGCCUAAAGGGGACCCUAUAUGUAUCUCAUCAAAUCAGGCAGCAGUUGAGAGAUAUGUCGUGGUCCAUGGUCAGAUUAUACUCCAGCAAUUUGCGGAGUUCCCUGAUGAGAACAUUCGCAAGAGUGCCUUUGUCUCAGGCCUCUCCAUGAAGAUGGAGCAGAGGCACCACACUAAGCUGGCAAUGAAAAAGAAGCUUAUGUUGGUGAGGAAGGAAGCCAACAUGAAUCCAAGGGCAGCCAUGAGGCCUGAAAUCACAAAGAAAAAGCAAAUGAGGGCCACAACCACCAAACUGAUUAACCGAAUAUGGAGUGACUACUACUCUAAUUUUGAGGUUGAGAAUGGUGUUGAGCCAACAAAAGGUGGGAAAGAGGAAGAAGACGAGGAGGUGGAGAAUGAAGAGAAUGAAGAUGAAGAAGAAGAGGAGGAGGAAGAGGGAGAGGCUCUUGCUUCUAGACCUAUCUCUAACGGUGGUGAGUCUGCUUUUGUUAAAACCAACUCUAGCAAUGGUAUGUCAAAGCCAUCUACUACAUCGAAUUCUCAAAAAUCAAAUGGGGAAAUUACUAGAUGGGUUGGGGAUUGUGUGGGCAAAGUGGCUUCUUCUGGGAAUGUUCUUUACAAGAGUGCUUCUAUUCUUGGAGAUAUGGUUUUGGUGGGUGGGUUUGUAAUAGUUGAGCCCGAUUCAUAUGAUGAACUGCCUGCGAUUCUCUUUGUAGAGUACAUGUUUGAGAAUUCAGAUGGGGUGAAGAUGAUUCAUGGCAGGUUAAUGCAGAGAGGAUCUCAGACUGUAUUGGGAAAUGCUGCAAAUGCUAGAGAGGUCUUUUUGACUGAUGAAUGUAUGGAUGUCGAGUUGAGUGAGGUGAAACAGAGUGUAGUUGUGGAUGUAAGACAGAGGCCAUGGGGCCAAAAGUACAGGAAGGAGAAUGAAGCUUCCGAUAAGGUUGAUAAGGCAAGGGCUGAGGAGAUGGAGAAGAAAGGAUUGCCUAUUGAAUACUACUGCAAGAGCUUGUAUCUGCCAGAUAGAGGUGGCUUUUUUAAGCUUCCUUGUGAAACCAUGGGUCUUGGAACUGGGGUUUGUGUCUCGUGCAGUUGUAAAGAAGGUGUAAACAAGGAGUUCAGGAUGCUCUCUGAUAAGUCUGGCUUUGUGUGCAAGGGCGUCCAGUACACUCUGCUUGAUUUUGUGUAUGUGAACCCCCAAGUAUUUGCUGUGAGUGUGGAGCAGGAGAAAUUUAAAGCUGGCAGGAAUGUGGGUCUCAGAGCAUAUGUUGUUUGCCAGCUUCUAGAGAUCGAGGUGAGUGGUGGGUCUAAAAAGGUGGACUCAAUAAAGACAACAAAACUCAAGGUCAGAAGAUUUUACAGGCCCGAGGAUAUUGGAACUGAGAAGGCGUAUACUGCUGAUAUUCGAGAAGUCUACUACAGCGAAGAAAUAUGUACAGUUCCUCUUGACAUGCUGGAAGGGAAGUGUGAAGUUAGAAAGCAGCAUGACCUUCCAUCUUUGCAUGGUCCAGUUACUUUUGACCAUAUCUUCUUCUGUUUGUGUGUAUAUGAUCCUGUGAAUGGCAGUGUCAAGCAGUUACCUUCUGGCACGAAGCUGCGGUAUUCAAAAGGAACAUUGAGUGGGAAUGGAAAGAACAAGGGAAAGGCUGUUGAAGGAGAGUCCCCCUCCCAAAAGAAGAGCCAUUCUCCGAAUAACUGCUUGGCCACUCUUGACAUUUUUGCUGGUUGUGGUGGCUUGUCGGAGGGUUUGCAGAAAUCAGGGGUUGGUUUCACCAAGUGGGCAAUUGAGUAUGAGGAACCUGCUGCUGAAGCAUUCAAGCUCAAUCAUCCAGAGGCCCAUGUGUUCUGUGACAAUUGCAAUGUGAUUCUCAGAGCAAUAAUGGAAAAAUGUGGCGAUAUAGAUGACUGCAUCUGUACUCCUGAGGCUGCUGACCAUGCUUUGAAGCUAAGUGAGGAUAAAAAGAACAAUCUACCAUUACCAGGACAAGUAGAUUUCAUCAAUGGGGGACCCCCUUGUCAGGGAUUCUCUGGUAUGAACCGAUUUAAUCAGAGCACUUGGAGUAAGGUCCAAUGUGAGAUGAUAUUGAGCUUUUUGUCAUAUGCUGAUUACUUCCGGCCAAGAUUUUUCUUAUUGGAGAAUGUGCGCAACUUUGUAGCCUUCAACAAGGGUCAAACCUUUCGUUUAACACUUGCAUCACUCCUUGAAAUGGGUUAUCAGGUAAGAUUUGGCGUGCUAGAAGCUGGAAACUAUGGUGUUGCCCAGUCGAGGAAGAGGGCAUUCAUUUGGGCUGCUUCUCCAAAUGAGACUCUCCCAGAGUGGCCAGAGCCAAUGCAUGUCUUUGCAAGCCCACAAUUGAAAAUCACAUUGUCUGAUGAUUCACAAUUUUCUGCUGUAAGAAGUACAUCAGAAGGUGCACCCUUUCGCUCCAUGACUGUGCGGGAUACUAUUGGUGAUCUGCCUCCUGUCGGGAAUGGUGCAGAUAAGGUUGAGAUUAAGUAUGGCAGCGAUCCUGCUUCUUGGUUCCAAAAACAAAUCCGCCUGAAUGAGGAGGUUCUCAUUGAUCACGUAACAAAAGAAAUGAAUGGGUUGAAUUUUAUCAGAUGCCAAAAGAUUCCCAAGCGACCGGGGGCUGAUUGGCGUGAUCUUCCUGAUGAGAAGGUGAAGCUGUCCAAUGGGCAAUUGGUGGAUCUGAUACCUUGGUGUCUACCCAACACUUCAGAGAGACAUAACCAGUGGAAGGGGCUGUUUGGGAGGCUGGACUGGCAGGGCAACUUCCCGACUUCCAUUACUGAUCCACAGCCCAUGGGCAAGGUUGGGAUGUGCUUCCAUCCUGACCAGGACAGAAUACUUACAGUUCGUGAGUGCGCUCGCUCUCAGGGCUUCCCGGACAGCUACAGAUUCUGUGGGAACAUUCAUAACAAGUAUCGACAAAUAGGGAAUGCAGUGCCGCCACCUCUAGCAAUGGUGCUUGGGAGGAAACUCAAAGAAGCACUGGAUGCCAAAGCACGGACCUUCGAUGAACCAAGAAACCUGAACAUGUCUACCAUUUGAGAGCAAGAUUAUAUGUUAGCAUUAAAUUAUUGGAGAAAAGAAAUCCAUUAAUAUUUUAUAUACUUGUCUUUUUUCUCUUGCCAUGAAAUGGCAAAAGUGGAGUUGUAUUUGGGAUGCAGAACCCUUAUGUUUUAUAUGGAAAAGGAUGUGUGUAAUCAGUGGCAUUCUAAGUAAAUAUCGUGGAGGGUGCAUCUUGA
This is a messenger RNA of Amborella trichopoda, 5207 nucleotides long. Its product is annotated as DNA (cytosine-5)-methyltransferase 1B. Lineage: Eukaryota; Viridiplantae; Streptophyta; Magnoliopsida; Amborellales; Amborellaceae. Gene Ontology annotation, biological process: DNA methylation-dependent constitutive heterochromatin formation; negative regulation of gene expression via chromosomal CpG island methylation. The record is from RefSeq and is a predicted model, not a curated record. Gene Ontology annotation, cellular component: nucleus. Gene Ontology annotation, molecular function: DNA (cytosine-5-)-methyltransferase activity; DNA binding; chromatin binding.